UCAAGUCUUCUUGACGCGUCGGAAAAUGAGACUUUGCAUGCGCUUGUGGGUCGUGGCUGUCUUGCACUGGCCGUAGCAGUUGUGCGAUUAUAUACAGUGAAAGAUGUACAUCAGUGGGUAUACAAGUGCUUUGGUGUGGCCUGUUUUAUACGGGAUAAAAAUGUGCGCGCUUUUUUUAUUCGAGUGUUUGAUAUCAUUGUAAAAAUGGAGUAUACCCGUCCGCUCGCUCAGUUUCACGUCAUCCAGUCUGAUGCUGGUCCGAUGGGAAUUUCGUUCGCCUCAGCAGAUGAGGCACUGGCGUUCAGUAAUCUGGUCAUUCAGCGACUGCAACAACGUGCCGCAAGCCAAAAACAGGCCGGACCGGGUUAUAUCACGGCCGGUCCACAGAACACAGGCGUUUCCUUUAUUCAAGCGGGGAUAAGUGAACCAAAUCGACCUGUCAUUCCCGAAUACCGAUCGAUUACUGUCAAGAACAAAAAGACUUCGAAAGGAAAGAAGGUUUGUCCUCGGUUUCGUUUUGUUUUGAAUCUGACUAAUAGUACUAAUGAAUCACCGUACUAA
Molecule: messenger RNA, 561 nt
Organism: Echinostoma caproni
Lineage: Eukaryota; Metazoa; Platyhelminthes; Trematoda; Plagiorchiida; Echinostomatidae
Source: the annotation of a GenBank genome assembly